GUCAAUUUGAAUUUGACAAAAUUUUUAGAGGAAAUAGGAAAGAAUUAUGAUGAUGAUUGCAUGUUUUUGCGUAAUAAUUGGUAAAAAACGUGUAUAAUACCGAUACCAAUCUUGAAUAAGUAAACUCCAGUGAUAGAAGUUGAUUAUUUCAGUGAAAACGUGACUGUAUUGAUUGUUCUUAUGUACUCUCAAACAUGGAUAGUGAAAAUUCAAAGAGUUCAAGUUCAAACCUUAUUAUACUAUCUCCAGAAGAUCUAGCCAAACUAGGACUGAAUUUGUUAGUACCUAAUGAGUCAAGAAAAAACUCAAAAGAUGCACAAUCUAGUGCAUCCCACUCUAAAAAACAAAAACAUGCAGUAAGAAACAAUGUCAAAUCAUCCAAUUCGAGCAGCUCAGCAAUAUUGCAAACACAACAGUCAGUAGAUUCUCAUGUGAAUAACUUAACAGAGGAUAUUCCUGAGAAUGAAUCCAUCCUUCCAAAAAAACGAAGAGGCAGGCCUAAAAAAAUUAGCAAAGACACCUGUAAUAAGAGCUCGGCCGAACCGCCGAGUACAAGUAAAGAUUACAAUGUACCUAAAUCAAAAAAAAUCAUGCCAACAAAGAAUGUCGAAGAAGUCCGUUUCAAAAAACCGAUUUCGAAUUUAAUAGCUAAAAUAGUAGCAAAGAAAUUGAAAGAUAAAUCUGCAGUUUUGGAUGCACAAAAAUCUGAAAAUCACCGAGUUCAUUCAGAAAAAGAGACACGCGAGUUCGAAAAGAACAGCAAAAACACAUGUAUCAUACAACCUGAACAAACUGUGAUUGAUAAAUCAAUACCUGAAGAAAUUUGCGAGAGACCGAACCUACAGGAAUCAGGUGAACAAAUAGGAACUGAUUCAGAUAACUCUAUGGGAAUAAGAACCUGUGAAAAUAAUACCACAGAAGCAGGCAUAAAACAAGAACAUAUAGAAAAACAACCUAGAAAACAUGAACCUAUCCUGGAGAACGAAAUUUUCAAGAGCCAAAAAGAAAGUAUUUUGUCUGGUGAAAUAGCUAAUCAACUGGGAAUUGAAAAAAUCAAAUCACCUCUGAUUGAAGUUUCUCCUUCCCCUGCAAAAAAUAUAAACAAAGGAGUCAUAGUGUUGAGCAAUACUGCAGUGAGUUUUUCUCAUGAAGAACUGAAAAACCUUAUAGCCCCAAUGAAGAUGAUUUCUAGUAUCCAAUCAAUCAGGAACCUAGAUGAAGAUACAACCUCUGAGACAACUGUUGAGGCUAAUAAUUCUAAUCAGAUACCAUCCAGCGAAUCAAUACAUGAAGAUGACUCUUGCCUAUUCAAACAACCUGAUUGUGGUGAGAAGAAAAUUACAGGAAAUUUUAAUGAUGAUGGAAAAAAUACGACUAACAUUAUAGAACACUCAGAACAUAUAGACAUUUCUGAGAAUAUGCUUUCCCAAAAGGAUAUGACCAAGGAUACUGGAGAUUCUUUGGAACCUAUUACAGAAGUCGUUAUACAAGAAGGAGAAUUGCCUAAUACAUCUCAUGAAAAUGAAUGUACUCCUGAAGAAAAAAAAAUUCGUAACAAUCUGAAAAAAAAAAUUGAAGAAUACAAAAUGUGUUCUAAAUCAAGUAAAUCGUCAAAAUCAUUCAAGGAUAAAAAUUUGAGAGAUCCCAAUCUUGAAAUUGAAAGUAAGAGUAGUACAGGAAUGCAACAAAAAUUGCUUGAUAUAUCUACUAAAGAGCCAAAAGAAUUGAUAGAAAAUAGGGUAACCGUUUUAGAAGAGAGUUCAUCAAAAAAUGAUCAUCUCUUUGUAGAAGGUGCAAAGAACAGCAGAUCAAAUGACAAUAAAAAAAUUAGGAGAAGCAGAAUUGUUUGUGGACCUAAAAUUGUUGGACAGUCAACACAUAAAUCAAACAAGGAGUUUUCUCUAAAUGAACAAAUGAAUGAAAAUCAACUUGUGACAGAAAAUUCAAGCCAUAACACAAUGGAAGUAGAAAGUGAAAACAAAAUUGAGCAAUGUACAAUUCAGAAAUCUCAUGUAUCAAAUGAAAUAUCAGGUGAAAUUGUUCAACAAAACGUGAAAGAAUGUGGAUUACAAGAAAAUGCACAGGGCACUAUGGAUCAAUGUGGAGAAUCUUCCAUAAUGUCUUCAGAAUCAGUUAUGACUGAAAAUCAAAGUCUGGAUCUCUGUUUAGGCAAUCAAUCCUUACAAGUUCAAAAUUCAAAACAGGAAGAACUUGUGCUCACAAAUGUUGGUGCAUCUAUAGUUGCAUCAGAACAAGAUGAGCCUAUGUCACCUAUUUCACUAUUCAAAAAUAGGGAAGAAGGAAUCAGACUUGAAACAUCCACUGAUUCAAAUAGUAGUAUCCCAGUGGAUAACAUGAAUCUAACAAAUAUGCGUACAUUAGAACAUGACAUGAAAGGCAGUAAUUCAGAAAGUCAAUGUUUGGAUGAUUCUUCUCUUAAUAUUGGAGAACACGCGAUUGUGUCAUUGGAUAUUGGUAAAAUUGAAGAGCAAUCUCAUGAAAAAUCAAAUUUUCCAAACACAAAAUCGCAAUCAGACCAAAUCAAUGCAGGAUUUCAUAUUGAUGACUCUUCAAAAAGGCAAUAUUCACAAAAAAGUUCAGUGGUCUCUAUAAAUGAUUUAGUAGAAAGUAAAUCCGAUGAUAGUCUAAUUUCUACGAAAUCUGAAAUGGAAAUGCAGGAAAUAAUUAUGCCAGAAUUGGGUACUAGAUUUGAUGAUGAACAGAAAAUUGAUCAAAUAGAUGAGCACCUAAAACGAGUCCCAUCAGAUUGUAUCAACGAUGAAAAACAUAACAGUCUAUCUGAAAAUCAGUCAGAUACUAUUAAUGCAUCGCAUAUAUCCACAAAUAAAUUUGGUUCUUCAGACAUUUUUGAAGAGACUCAUUCUGACAGGGAAUACAAACGAGAAAUGCAAAAGAAAAGUUUGCCGGAUUUGGGUACAGGUUUCGAUGAUGGUCUGAAAGCUGUUCAAACAAAUGAGCUAUCAAAACAGGAAGAUACAGACAAAACUACAGUGACUGAUUCAACAUGCAAUGAUGAAGAUCAGUCCAACAUAAUGAAUGUAACAGUUAUAUCCACAGACAAUUUGGAUUCCUUGAAUACAUCAACACCUAUGAAAGGACGAGGUAGAAAAAGGAAAAAUAGUCCAUCAUUUAAUCAAUCAAAUGUAGAAACGCCUGUUUCCUAUCAAAUGGAACAAUCCACAAGUGGAAGAAAACGUAAAAAAGUUAAUUACUCUGAAAUGGUUAAUUUAGCAGAAGAUAACAAUAUUAAAAAUGAAAUUGAAAUUGAAAAUUCUAUUCCAGGGAAUUUAGAAGGGAGUCAUUUCAACGUCAAAAAUGUAGAGGAUAGUUCAAUCGUUGUGAAGAAAAAAAGGGGAAGGCCAAAAAGAAUCAAAAUUGACUUGCAUACUGAUGCUACUAAUGAUCAAUCUAAUGAAGUAAAUAAAUUCGUCAAACAAGGGAAUUCAGAAAAUUGUAAUUUAAACGUGGAAAUCACUGUUGCUAAGGAGCAGGAAACUAAAUGUUCUGAUGAACUUGAUACUGGAGAAAGUUCGAAUAAUCAGACAGAAUCAACAGGUACAUUGGCACCCUCCAAAGAUUUGGAGGAAUGUAAGACUACAGAGGAAUUUUCUUUUUCCGUUAAAGAAAGAGAAAAACAGAAAAAAAUUAAAGGUGAUUUGUUCAGCGAUGUUAAUAAUGAGCUGCCUGAUGAAAUAAAUGAGCCUUCUGAACUGAAAAACGAUUCAGCAAAGAGUAAUUCCGAGUUGAAUUAUUGUGAAGUGGUCAAGAAGAAAAAAAUUGAAUGUUCUGUCGAUAUUGAUAAAAAUCAGCAAGGACAUGAAUUUGACAUGGAGUUUGCUGCAGAUUGUCCAAAACCUAACAAGAAAAAAAUUAAAAAAGAUAUACUUGUGUGUGGUACUGGUUUAAAUACUGUUCAGCUUAGUAACCAACAAGACGGGUCACACAAACCAACAUUGGCUCUUUCCAAAGAUUGGGAGGAAUGCAAGUCUAAAAUAGAUAUUACUGCGGAGGAAAAUUCAUUUAGCAAAAUGAAUAAAAGAGGUAGGUCAGAAAGAACUAAAGUUGAAUUUGAUACUGGUUCAGAUAAUGUUCAUUCAGACAAUCAAAUAUACGAAUGCUCUUCGAAUGUUAUUGAUGAUUCCAAUGAAAAUUACCAGUGUGCGAAAUCUUCGAACAUAUUAACAGACAAUAUUGGCGCUGCUGAGGAUUUAAAAGAAAGUAGAUACAGUGGGAAGAAACGUGGAAGAAAAAAGAAAUGUGACCCGUCAUUUAUUCAUCAAGCUAAUGCUGAAACGCCUAUAACCUAUCAAAUGGAACAAUCAUCCAGUGGUAGAAGGCGUAAGAAUAUAGUAGAGGGCAAUCCUACCAAUGUGUCAAUGGACCAAUCAGAUUCUAUGAUCAAGUCAGAAAUAACACCAACCUCUGAAAAAUCUUCGAUGUCAAUGAACAUUGAAGCAACAGGUGCAAAUGAUUUGAUGUCUGUUCAUGAUGUAGCAACAGGGGAAGGUGAAUCGAUGGAAUCACAAAAUCAGUGUGCAAAAUCCUUGAACAUAUCUACAGACAAAUUUGGUGUUGCUGAGGAUUUAAAAGAAAUUAAAUUCAGCGGGAAAAUUCCUGAUUGUUCGAAUACUCCUGCACCAUUGAAGAAACGCGGAAGAAAGAAGAAAAAUGAGCCGUCAUUCAUUGAUCAAGCGAAUUCUGAAACGCCUAAAUCCUAUCAAAUGGAACAAUCAACCAGUGGUAGAAGGCGGAGAAAAGUGAUUCACUUAGAAAAUGAAGAUAUAGCAGAGGCCCAUUCUACUAACGUGCCAAGUGAGCAAUCAGAUUCAAUGAUCAAGUCAGAAAUAACACCAACCUCUGAAAAAUCUCCGAUAUCAAUGAACAUUAAAGCAACAGGUGCAAAUGAUUUGAUAUCUGUUCAUAAUGUAGCAACAGGGGAAGGUGAAUCGAUGGAAUCGCAAAAUCAGUGUGCGAAAUCCUUGAACAUAUCUACAGACAAUAUUGGUGCUGCUGAGGAUUUAAAAGAAAGUAAAUACAGUGGGAAGAAACGCGGAAGAAAAAAGAAAAGUGACCCGUCAUUUAUUCAUCAAGCUAAUGCUGAAACACCUAUAACCUAUCAAAUGGAACAAUCAUCCAGUGGUAGAAGGCGUAGAAAAGUGGACCACUUAGAAAAUGAAAAUAUAGUAGAGGCCAAUCCUCCCAAUGUGCCAAUUGACCAAUCAGAUUCAAUGAUCAAGUCAGAAAUAACACCAACCUCUGAAGAAUUUUCAAUGUCAAUGGACAUCAAAGCAACAGGUGGAAACGAUUCGAUGUAUGUUCAAAAUGCAGCAACAGGUGCAGCUGAAUCGAUGGAAUCACAAAGUCAGUGUGCGAAAUCCUUGAACAUAUCUACAGACAAUUUUGGUGUUGCUGAGGAUUCAAAAGAUAUUAAAUGCAGUGGGAAAAUUCCUGAUUGUUUGAAUACUCCUGCACCGUUGAAGAAACGCGGAAGAAAGAAGAAAAAUGAGCCGUCAUUCAUUGAUCAAGCGAAUUCUGAAACGCCUAAAUCCUAUCAAAUGGAACAAUCAACCAGUGGUAGAAGGCGGAGAGAAGUGAUUUACUUAGAAAAUGAAAAUAAAGCAGAGGCCCAUGCUACUAGCGUGCCAAGUGAGCAAUCAGAUUCAUUGUUCAAGUCAGAAAUAACACCAACCUCUGAAAAAUCUCCGAUAUCAAUGAACAUUAAAGCAACAGGUGCAAACGAUUUGAUAUCUGUUCAUAAUGUAGCAACAGGGGAAGGUGAAUCGAUGGAAUCGCAAAGUCAGUGUGCAAAAUCCUUGAACAUAUCUACAGACAAUUUUGGUGUUGCUGAGGAUUUAAAAGAUAUUGAAUGCAGUGGGAAAAUUCCUGAUUGUUUGAAUAGUCCUGCACCAUUGAAGAAACGCGGAAGAAAAAAGAAAAGUGACCUUUCAUUUAUUCAUCAAGCUAAUUCUGAAACGCCUAUAACCUAUCAAAUGGAACAAUCAUCCAGUGGUAGAAGGCGUAGAGAAGUAAACUACUUAGAAAAUGAAAAUAUAGUAGAGGCCAAUCCUACCAAUGUGUCAAUUGACCAAUCAGAUUUGAUGAUCAAGUCAGCAAUAACUCCAACCUCUGAAAAUACUUCGAUGUCAAUGAACAUUAAAGCAACAGGUGCAGCUGAAUCGAUGGAAUCGCAAAGUCAGUGUGCGAAAUCCUUGAACAUAUCUACAGACAAUUUUGGUGUUGCUGAGGAUUUAAAAGAUAUCAAAUGCAGUGGAAAAAGUCCUGAUUGUUUGAAUACUCCUGCACCAUUGAAGAAACGCGGAAGAAAAAAGAACAGUGACUCGUCAUUUAUUCAUCAAGCUAGUUUUGAAACGCCUUUAACCCAUCAAAUGGAACAAUCAAGCAGUGGUAGAAUGCGUCGAAAAGUGAACUACUUGGAAAUUGAAAAUAUGGUAAAGGCCAGACCUCCCAAGGUGCCAAUUUACCAAUCAAAUAUGAUAUUUAAGUCAGAAAUAACAUCAACCUCUGAAAAUUCUUCGAUGUCAAUGAACAUUAAAGCAACGAGUGGAAAUGAUUUGAUGUCUGUUUGUGUUGCAGCCACAGGUGAAGCUGACUCAAUGGAAUCGCAAAAUCAGUGUGCGAAAUCCUUGAACACAGACAAUUUCGGUGCUACUGAGGAUUUUAAAAGUGGGGAAAUUUUGGAUUGUUUGAAUGCUCCUACACCAUUGAAUAAACGCGGAAGAAAAAAGAAAAGUGAACCGCCAUUCAUUCAUCAUGCAAAUGAUUUGAUGUCUGUUCAUGACGCAGCAGCAGCUGAAGCUGAUUCGAUGGCACUUGAAUCUACUCCAUCAUCUGUGAAAAAGUACACUUUUCAUGGCAAGACUACAGUUAUGCUGAAUUCAAUUUUUUCAGCAGCAUUCAAACCCAGUGAUAUUCAAGAAUCCUUAGAAACCCAACAACAAUCAACCCCAGUGUCGAAAGCAAAAGGCAACAGGGGACCUCGUAGAUCAAAUGCACCUUUCAUGGUUAUGGAUGGAGAAGGCAAUGUUCUCUGUGUUAUUUGCGAACAAAAAAUACCAAUUGCCGAUUGGGACAGUCAUAAUCUAUCAAAACACUACAAUCUAUCUUGGUGUAAGGGACAGGAUAUAGUGCCCAUAGAUGAUGAAAAAUAUGUCAAAAAAGUAUUGAAAUUACAUAAUAAAAAGGAGGUGCGACUGACUUGUUAUAAAUGUGGCCAAUGUUCAACAUCAGUGCAUUCUUAUUUAGUGCAUUUUGAAGAAUGCAGAGGCAUACUUGUGGGUGGGAUGGUGAUUUGUGCAGUUUGCAACAUCAAAAUGGAGAGAGAUGGAUGGUUACUUCAUAAGUUGAGACAUAAUAAUUUGGCAUGGAGAAUUGGAGAUGUACCAUUGGAUUUGAAUGACAAAGAUUUCGUGAUGUUUGUUCUGAAUUCUCUCUACAAGGCGAAAAAGCCUCUGUACUGCGACAAAUGUGGGCAAACGAAAAAAUCCGUGAUCGGAUACAUCUCGCAUCGAUCCCAGUGUGGGGUGGGUACAAAGGAAGCCCAUGUCGAGUGUGAAAUCUGUGGGAAAAAAAUGUUACCCGUCAGCAUGUUGACGCACCUCAAGUUCGUACACGGACCUAAGGAACGAAAAUCGGACUACUUCGAUGUCAACAUUGAUACCCCUCUCAAGAAAAGAAAGGCAGCAGCAAAUGCCUUAUCGAUGUUGGAAAAACUCAAUGGUGACGGAGGGACCUUGCCUUAUUUCAUUUCCCAAAUGAAUUUCAAAGAACACAGUUUCGUAGCGCCUCUGUUAGAAACUGAACUGAAGGAACAUGGAGUUCUGAGGUGCAAAUACAAAAAUUGUGAAUUUAUAGUUGGUGAUAUAGAAACUCUACAAGAUCAUAUGGCUUCAUGCAGAUCUAAACCAAAUGCGUAUUACACCUGCACAAAAUGUUUGUCUGUGCUAUCUAAAGAAGAGAAUAAAGAACAUUUGGAAAAAUGUCACGAUAUAACAUUCUCAGAAGAUGAAUAUACCACACUUGAACUCAGCGAUAGUGAAGGAGAAAAUCCGAAACCUAAAAGGAAACGGGUAUCGGCAAAGACGGUCUUGGUCAACGGUGUCGAAAAAGAAAUCGUAUUUAGAAAAGUACCGAAGUGUAUUAUGAAUUGUCGUCAGAAAUCGGCCUCGUCUUUGUUGUUCCCAAAUGCGUACGAAUAUUCCUUCAACUUUUAUCGAAAACAUUACAAUGAUCCUAAUCUUUUCAACGACCUUCGUUAUUCAAAUAAUGAAUGGUGUCUUUUGAAAGAGGAUCUGAUAGAAAAAUAUCUUCCAAAAACGACAAAAUCCUGCAGAGUAGCAUGGAAAAGAGUGAAAAGUGAAACAUGUGUUCUCAAUGAAGAACCAACUUUCAAAGAAUUUGAACUUUUUGAAUACAUGCAAGAUGCCCAUAACACAACCAUCUUUUGCGGAGGGCCGAUAUCGGCUUUGGCUUGGAUGCCCACUCCAUUCAGCGUGCACCAAUGCGAGCAAAUACUAGCGGUGGCAACUCUAAAAGACUUCGAGGAAAACUACACCAGGUUCAAGUACCGCCACGAACCUUCCUUGAUACAAUUCUGGAACUUCGGCUUGUUGAGGAAUCGAGCGCAGGUGCCCGAGCCGAAACUGCAUUUCUGUUUGGCCGUGGAUUUCGGACCGGUUUGGGAAAUCGAGUGGUGCCCCUCGGGAUGUUUCGAUCAAAAUUUUUCGGGGGAUUUCGGUUUGGCCAGGAGCGGGGUUCUGGCCGUUUCGGGGUCCGUGCCCUCGGUUCACAUCUACGCUGUUCCUGUUUUGCCGGACGACCAGAGGAAUUUGAUAUACAAGGUAAAACCUUUGUUGAAGUUGCAAAUGGUUUUGGAACUUGAAAUGAUGAAGAGAGAGACGUAUCCCAGUAAAAUGUCUUGGAGCAAGGCUCAAGGACACAAACUCUUGGCUGUAGGUUAUACGGAUGGAUCGGUAGGCAUAUUCGACUUGGCAACAAAUUCCCAGUUAUUGAAAUUCAAAGAUGAAGAAGGAGUAGAUGUGUUAUUGCCUUACAGGGUUAUAAAAGCACAUAAGUAUAGCAUAACAGCUCUUACGAUGAUUCAUUUGAGUGGUGGAGCAAGGUGGCUGUUCACUGGUUCAUUCGACAAGUGCGCAAAUGUGUGGGAUUUGAAUGAUGACAGCUCGUGUCAAACGAAUGUGAAGAGGAUAAUAACUGGCGGUUCCUGGCUAACACAUUGGGUGGCAUUUAUAACUGCUUAUGAUGAAAGUAGUUCCCUGAACGCUUUCAAUAACGGCAUAGUGAAUCCCCAUCGAAAUUUUCUGAGUGAUUCGAUGGCAAUGCUCAGAUCUCAAUCCACAAUAUCUUCGUUCUCCUUCAACGAUUGGCUGAACGCCUGCUUGCAGAGCACUUCAGAAGGAGAGAUAUGCCUUUACUUGCCUUCACAGAUGUUGUAUUGCAUGGACGUGGCAAAAUUGCCAUCUUUCAGAUAUUGUUUGAAUUCCACAUACCUGAUCGACACCACCAAAUCUAUAGAAGAAAGAAUAGCCCAUCACCUGAAGAAGCAGGAUAUUGCGAAAUAUUUAACGAAUACAAAGGGAGGAGUGAAAAAAUUAGAACCCCUUGACAUAUACGAAUCGUUGAUGUAUAAGGAAACUACUGAUAAAUAUGGAUUACUUUUUUGUGAUUUAAGCAGGGAUAAUGUUCAAGACUUCCCGCGCGUUCGUGAUAAGAACUUCGAAAUGAUGAAACUGUCCUCACCCAAUAUGUAUCCUUUACAGACCGUCACCAAAAUUUCCUUCAAUCCCAACUGCUUUUCUAGUCUCUAUUUUGCUACGGGCCACCAGGCGGGAUUCGUUAGACUGAAUUAUUUGAAAUUUUUGGAGAAUGACGCACAAGUCAAAAGUUGAAUGUGAUAUUUAUUAUUUUAUAAGUUGACUAUACUCACUGUGUAUCCCGUUUCAAGUGUAACGAACCUCGUACAUAAAGUAUUAUAUAAAUGAUGCCCCAGUUGCGCUAACUGGUGAGACUGAAAGUAUUAGCCCUCAUUAUUCCUGAAUAAUCAUUUCAUAACCUCCAAAAACACUAUGUGAUCUUAACGAAAUUUAUUUGGGAAUAUGAAACAUAUCCAAAAGAAGCUAUUGUUAAUUGAAAAAUAAUUUUUAAUAGACUUUCUUCUAUUUGAGGGUUGUUUUCCUUCAAUAAUUUACAUACCACUUGAUGAUUAUCCUCAAAUUUUCAGAUGAGCCCUUUCUACUCCUAAAUACGAGAAUAGUUACACUUGAAGGGGGGCACACAGUAUUUAACUGUAGAUACCUAUAAUUAGUUUAACUUUGAAGUAUUUCUCACCUAAGUUAUGAUGACAUAAUUUGCAUACAAAUAAUAAUAAUAUGUAUAUAGCAUUUAUAUUUUUGUUGAUUUUGCAAAGAUGACCUUUUUUCAAGGCUAUUGAUGUUUCCUUAACUGUUGAUUGAUUUAUAUUGAUAUAAUUGAAACCAUUCAAGGUUUUUCUACUUCUGAUUAACCUCGGAUUAUGUAUAUAUUAAACAUUUUAUUUAUUUUUCAAUUGUGUAAAUAGAAAAAUACUGAAUAGUAAUAUAUUUUAUAAAAAUACGGGCGUUUCCCUUUUUCUUUUUAUCCAGCAGUCUCGAAUGGGAAAUCACUAUUCAAUCUCACAGAUCAGAACAAAUAUUUUUAUGAAAACCGCAAUUAUUGUAUUCUUUUAAUAUAUCGAUGGCAAGCUCAAUACAUGUUUCACUCACAUAGUAGUUUAUCAAGAUGAAACUUGUACCAUAUCCAUAAUAUGAACCAAACAUUGAUUUGUUUUACUCAACGAACCUAUGGAAUUAAUUAUCUGUGUCCAGGCUAGCAGAUCCUUAAUUAUUUUAAAUCUACAUUGAAAUAUAUUUGAUUCUGAGUUACUUGAUAGGUACUAAUGCAAAUAUUACCUCCUGAGAAACAAGUUCAACAGUGAUGAAUUGUUAUAAGGUAUAAUUGGUCGUCAAGUUGCCUCAUACUACAGGGGAGCACCCUGAAAAGGGGCCAAAUCCAAUACAUACAAAGCUAAAACUAAAGUGAGUAGAUUGAAUAGAGUGACGACAAUAGACCUCCAAAUGGCUGCCUUUUCCGGAAUAGCGCAUUGUUGGUCAAGACAGUGAAUAGCUAAAAAUCCGAACACAUGCAGUAAUGAAUUUGCGCCUUCGAAGUGCCCACCUAAUGUUAGCUUUAGAUGUUCGAUAUUUUCAUUCCAUCUAAAUAAUCUGAGACGUAAAGAGUUUCAUGUCUGAUUGUUGGAGGUUUUGUGUACAAAGACCAAAAAACAGACAAAGCAUUGAGAAAGUGAAAUAGAAUGCAUAGAACUGAAUAGAGAAAACAAUUCAGUAGGAUGCACCUCCAUAUUAAAGGUCUGGUCAAUCAAAAAGUGUACCACUAUUGACGUCACUCUAUCUAUAAAGUUACUCUAAGUAUUACAAGAGCAAUAUAGCCGCAGGAAAAAACAGUACAAGUACACAAUAUAUUAUCUGUCAAACAAACGCAGUCUUCCUAAAAACUCAACGAGUCCAAAAAGUCGGAUUCUAAUAGCUGAUAUCCAUGGCACCGACGUAAAGAGUUUCCUGUCUGAUUGUUGGAUGUUUUGUGUCCAACGAGCAAAAAACAGAGACAAUGCAUUGACAAAGUGAAAUAGAAUGCGUAGAACUGAAAAGAGAAAACAAGACAGUCGGAUGCACCUCCAUAUUAAAGGUCUUACCAAUCAAAAAGUGUACCACUAUUAUUGUCGUCGCUCUAUUUAUUAAGCCACUCUAAGUAAAACAAGAGCAAUAUAGCCGUACGAAAAAAACAGUUCAAGUACAAAAUAUAUCAUCUGUCAAACAAACGUCUUCUUAAAAACUCACACCUACUCAAUCCUGCUUGUACACUCUGGCCCGCAACACCGCCUUGUCCAGCACCUCAGCGAACGUCCUCUGCGUGAGGUCGCACAGCUCGGCGCUCUCCUGUGACGCCACCUCCAGACCCUUGCCCAGAUGCGCGUCGAAAUGCGAUGCCAACGACGCCUGCGACUCGCACACCCUGGCCAGCUGCAUCAACAAAGCGACGAUGUCAUCUGUCAACGGCGGGAAGGCCUCGCUUACCUUCACCAGCGCUGGCAGGACUGGUUUGAACAGUUUCACCCUUUGCGCACUCGAAACAC
This is a messenger RNA of Phaedon cochleariae (mustard beetle), 12226 nucleotides long. Lineage: Eukaryota; Metazoa; Arthropoda; Insecta; Coleoptera; Chrysomelidae. The record is from the annotation of a GenBank genome assembly.